Passer domesticus (house sparrow) is the source of this 2402-nucleotide messenger RNA. RefSeq names its product A-kinase anchoring protein 10 (gene AKAP10). Gene Ontology annotation, cellular component: mitochondrion; plasma membrane. Lineage: Eukaryota; Metazoa; Chordata; Aves; Passeriformes; Passeridae. Bases 8 to 2248 code for a protein of 746 amino acids. Gene Ontology annotation, biological process: intracellular protein localization. Gene Ontology annotation, molecular function: protein kinase A binding. The record is from RefSeq and is a predicted model, not a curated record. The transcript has 15 exons.
GGCGGCCAUGUUGAGUGCGGCCGCAUCCCGCCGUGCCGCGCGGGCGGCGCUGCCGGAAGCGGGCGCGGGGCCGGUGUUGACAACAUGGCGGCCGCGGGCGCCGCCGCGGGAGGAAGAGGCGGAGGGAGCGGCGGCGGCGGGCGGGCGCUGCAGCCUCAUUCAUAGGGCCCGGCGCGCUGCCUUCCCUCCCUCCCGCCUUCCCCCGCCCCGGCGGCCGCCUCGCCGCCUCCCCGGCGCUAUGUCCUUCUUCAGGCGGAAAGGUAGGGGGGCGGCGGCGGGCGGGCGGCCGCCGGGCUCGUCCCCCGCGCGGCUGCCGGGCCCCGGGCCUGCCGCUCCGGGCAGCGCCGCCGCGCCCCGCGAGGACGCGCGGGCCCUGAGGAGCGGCGUCCCCGCCAGUGACGUGAAAGGCAAAGAACAAGAAAAGACCACAGAUGUCAAAGCAAUUAAAACUCCAGUCCCAGUACAUUCCCCUCAGAGAAGCACUAGGAAUCAUGCCUUGCUGGAGGCUGCAGGACCAAGCCAUGUGGCCAUCAAUGCCAUCUCUGCCAACAUGGACUCCUUCUCCAGCAGCCGCACAGCUGCCCUCAAGAAGCAGCCCAGCCACAUGGAAGCUGCUCACUUUGGAGACUUAGGCAGAUCGUGUCUGAACUACCAGGCUCAAGAGACCAAAUCAAGCCUUUCCAAGACCCUUGAACAAGUCCUGCAGGACAGUGUAGCCCUCCCUUACUUCAUCCAGUUCAUGGAGCUGCGCAGGAUGGAGCACUUGGUGAAGUUCUGGCUGGAGGCUGAGAGCUUCCACUCCACCACCUGGUCCCGCAUCCGCGCGCACAGCCUGAACACGGUGAAGCAGAGCUCCCUGGCAGAGCCCGUGUCCCCCUCCAAACAGCAGGAAUUGGCCUCCUCCCCUCCUGCUGCCUGGCUGGAGGAGAGGCUGGAGGGCUGCAGCCCUGACAGAACUGCCAGCAGCCAGAACCACGUGGGGGACAGCCACAGCAGCAGGGCUCUGCCUCGGGGCAAAGCAGAGCCAGGGACUCGCUCUCUUCCAGCUGAUCAGCAAGAAUCUUCCAAGCUUUCAGUGUCAAAUAGAAACAGCCCCUCCUCUGCACUAAAGGACUUGUCAGGAAAACUCAUGAAAAGUAUAGAACGGGAUGCAGUUAGUACUUUUACCAAAUAUAUUUCUCCAGAUGCUGCUAAACCAAUCCCUAUCACAGAAGCAAUGAGAAAUGACAUAGUUGCAAAGAUCUGUGGGGAGGAUGGCCAAGUGGAUCCCAACUGCUUUGUUACAGCACAGUCCGUAGUGUUCAAUGCAAUGGAACAAGAGCACUUUAGUGAGUUCCUGCGGAGCCACCACUUCUGUAAAUACCAGAUCGAGGUGCUGACCAGUGGGACUGUGUAUCUGGCUGACAUUCUGUUCUGUGAGUCAGCCCUCUUCUACUUCUCUGAGUACAUGGAGAAGGAAGAUGCAGUUAAUGUGUUGCAGUUCUGGUUGGCAGCAGAUAACUUCCAGUCUCAGCUUGCUGCCAAAGAAGGCCAGUAUGAUGGGCAAGAAGCACAGAAUGAUGCCAUGAUUUUGUAUGACAAGUACUUCUCCCUGCAGGCCACGCACCCCCUGGGCUUUGAUGACUCUGUGAGGCUGGAGAUUGAGUCCAACAUCUGCAGGGAGGGGGGGCCUCUCCCCAACUGCUUCACCACUCCCUUAAGGCAGGCCUGGACAACCAUGGAGACGGUUUUCCUACCUGGUUUCUUGUCCAGCAACCUUUACUACAAAUACUUGAAUGACCUCAUCCAUUCAGUACGAGGAGAUGAAUUCCCAGGAGGGAACAUUGCACUGAAUAUUCAUGGCCCUGGUAGCUCUCCUGACAGUGAUUCCAUAGGGAGCACGGAUGGCUCUGCCUCCCAGUCCAAUGUCAAAAAGGCUAAUGUUAAAAUCCUGAAAAAUUUUGAUGAAGCAAUAAUUGUAGAUGCUGCAAGUCUGGAUCCAGAGUCUUUGUAUCAACGAACAUAUGCAGGGAAGAUGACAUUUGGAAGAGUCAGUGACCUGGGGCAGUUCAUCAGAGAAUCUGAACCAGAGCCUGAUGUCAAAAAAUCAAAAGGGUCCAUGUUUUCACAAGCAAUGAAGAAAUGGGUUCAAGGAAAUACAGAUGAGGCUCAAGAAGAGAUGGCUUGGAGGAUAGCAAAGAUGAUUGUCAACGAUGUCAUGCAGCAGGCGCAGUGUGAGCAGCCUUUGGACAAGGUCACCAAGCUAUGAUUUUAGAAACUCCAGGACAGGAAAUCUGGUUUUCCACUUUGAGAAGGAGUGAACUUUCCCUAUUGGUGGAUUCUUUAACACAGCCAAUAAAAACAAAGCACUGUUACUCCAACCACUGGAAUCCCCCUCAUUUCCAAGGAAGAAUGGAAAAGAA